Arachis ipaensis is the source of this 1140-nucleotide messenger RNA. RefSeq names its product erf domain protein 9 (gene ERF9). Gene Ontology annotation, molecular function: DNA binding; DNA-binding transcription factor activity. The record is from RefSeq and is a predicted model, not a curated record. NCBI's taxonomy places the organism in Eukaryota, Viridiplantae, Streptophyta, Magnoliopsida, Fabales, Fabaceae. Gene Ontology annotation, biological process: regulation of DNA-templated transcription.
UUAGGCGGCGCCUCUUCCCAGUUCUCCACAGUCAAACACUCCCUUCACUUCCCUUCCCUUCCUUUCAGUAGUUAUACUACUACUAUUAUCACAUUUGCAGUAAUUUUUAUAUCCUUUUUUUUCAUUCUCUGAUCUCUAAUUUUAAUAAAUAAUUUAUUUGCACUUUCCUCCUUCGCCAACUGUGUAUAUAAACCCAACACAGCUCCAAAACGAACUAGGCACAUAACUGAAUACAAUACACAUAUCAUUGAACGUUGUGGUGUAUUUGGAUUUGGAAAUGCGAAACCCAUUAUCGUCGAUGACUAUCAAGAAAAAGCAUCCCGCUAGCAAGAAGGAGCCAAACAAUAAUAUUGCCAAGGAGGUUCAUUACAGGGGUGUAAGGAAGAGGCCAUGGGGUCGUUAUGCCGCCGAGAUCCGCGAUCCUGGAAAGAAGAGUCGCGUCUGGCUCGGAACAUUCGACACAGCUGAGGAAGCCGCCAUGGCCUACGACGCCGCCGCCAGGCAGUUCCGCGGCGCCAAGGCCAAGACCAAUUUCCCUUGCGCUUCCCACCACGAAAACGACGACAUCUUCGCCGUCGCCGGCAGAAAAUGCGGCAUCGUUGAGUCUUAUCCGAUUGAUUCUGCGUCUGAGCGUGACGUGACACGGUGGACAGAAGUAGAUCGGUUUUUUCCGUUUGUUCCAUACUGUGGCGGUGAGGGCGUAGUUGCACCGGUGGGUCCGGUUUUUUUGCCUGAACCGGUUGGUAGAGUUGAGUUCGUUGGCAAGCAGAGUUGUUGUCCUUUUCGGUUCGAGCCGGUAAGGAUGGAUGGGUUUAGUGCACGAUCUGGAAGUGGGGCCCAGAGUAACUCGGAUUCAACAUUAGCCGUCGAUUGCAAACCAAAUGGAGUUCUUAAUCUUGAUCUGAACCUCGCUCUACCCAUUGGCCAUUGAUGCUUGACCUUCACCUUCGUUUUACAUCGUUUUUACCCUACUAAUAAUACAGGCUUCUUUUUCUUUUUUUAUUUUCCAAUUUCACUUUCCCUUUUAACAUCAUGUUGAGGAUAUAAGGUGCUGAUGUAGAUAUUUUCUUUCUUCUUUUAUAGUCUUAUUAUUGUUGUUAUAGUUAUAUUAAUUAAUAACAAGCUUAACAAGUUAUAUUA